AUGUUCCCACUGCCGAUGUUCACACCGGACCAGGUCGCUCGGGUCUGCGAGAACUUGGAGGAGACCGGGGACAUCGAGCGCCUCGGCCGGUUCCUCUGGUCCCUGCCCGCCGCUGUCCCUGGCUCCGCCGGGGAAGCACUGAACCGACACGAGUCCGUGAUGCGGGCGAGAGCGCUGGUCGCCUUCCACGGGGGAAAUUUUGAGGCUCUUUACCAAAUCCUCCAGAGCCACCGGUUUACGCGCGAGUCGCACGCCAAACUCCAAGACCUGUGGCUGGACGCGCACUAUCGAGAGGCAGAGAGGCUCCGUGGGCGGCCGCUGGGCCCGGUGGAGAAGUACCGAAUCCGCAAGAAGUUCCCUCUGCCCCGCACCAUCUGGGACGGCGAGCAGAAGACGCACUGCUUUAAGGAAAGAACUCGCAGUUUGCUGAGAGAGUGGUACCUCCAAGAUCCCUACCCCAACCCGUCCAGGAAACGGCAUUUGGCCCAGGCCACUGGACUCACGCCCACACAGGUCGGCAACUGGUUCAAGAAUCGCCGCCAAAGAGACCGUGCCGCAUCCGCAAAGAACAGACUGCAGCAGGAUCCUUCCCUCCUGCCCCCUGAAAGCUCCCCUGAUGGGUCCCUUCAGGAGCGCCACCAUCACCCCCACUUGCUGCCUAACUCCCCUCGCCACCUAGGCAGCCCAGAGGCCAGCGACUGUAGCACAGAGACCGAGCGCAGAGGAACAGGAGCCUCCACUCCAGAGAUCUCCGUCAGCAGUGACAGCGAGUUCGAGUCUUGAGACGGUGGGCUCUUUUCAUGGACAGAGAUGAGAGCAGUGUCUGUCGUCAGACUCAGACAUAUGUUACAGACACUUGACCUUUCUGUGGCUGUGGACACACAGGAGCUGUUCUCAGCGGGAGGAGGGCGAGCACUAGGAGCCCACUUGACGUGGCUCUGAGUGGACAAUGUAAGGGGAAUGAUAUGCAACAAUAUUAUGCACUUAAAACAGCACCAUGGCACAUGACCUUGACUGUUAUAUGAAUUAGUUUACUGCUGACCAUGACUCAGGACGGUAGAUAGGUAAACAUCCAAUGAGUACUUCUACAUCGAACAAAUUUUUCAUGGUCUUUAGAUAAUGUGAAUAUUAAUGCUAUAAGUUUUGAUACUGGCUUCAGUGAAUAUUUUGGAUAGAUCAUUUUAUAGAAGUUUUUAUGUAAGCUACAUAAUACAUUUGUAUGGAAAUAACCCAGACACACUAAACAUUAAAUGCCUUGAGUAGGCUUCUACCGUAUGUGUAUAUGUUUACAUGCAUAUUAAUAAUUUGCUAACUUUACCUAAUCAUGUAAAGUGCACAGUCCAGUUUCAUACAGUGCAUUCAUAAGGCACAUGUGGGAAAACUGCUUUACUAUUACCUUAAUGUGGCUAUUCAGAGUAAUUAGGUGCUAAUGUGCAUGUAAACAUAGUGAAUGAAUUCAACACAGUUCACUGCCUUAAGGAGGAACAAAGGGCAUCACUCUUUACAAUGCAAUCAAACAUUAUAACACAAGUUUAGACAGUCUUAACUUUAUGUAAUUAACAAUGCACGUGUGCUGCUCAAAACAUUUUUGUUACCUGCUGUGUUUUACCUGUUCACAUCUGUUUUUAUAUGUAGGGUUUUCUUUACAUGCUCCUGAGGUGCUCUGAUGAUGAAUUCCUGUAGGAGCUGAAACAGAAAAGAUGAAAAAGAGAAAGUGAAAUACUAAAUAGGUCUUAACUCAAUGUGCCUACUACAUUUGAGAACAGUGAGACCUGGUCAGAUAUGAUUGUGUCCUCAUGUCAGAAAAACACACUCAAAGGCUUACUGUUUGCUGUCUUUCUUACAAUCAUCAUUUCAAUAACACAUUACUGCAUUUCAAUGAAAACAUGUAUUUUGUAAAUGUUUUAUGUAAA
This is a messenger RNA of Seriola dumerili (greater amberjack), 1913 nucleotides long. RefSeq names its product homeobox protein SIX6-like (gene six7). Gene Ontology annotation, molecular function: DNA-binding transcription factor activity, RNA polymerase II-specific; RNA polymerase II cis-regulatory region sequence-specific DNA binding. The transcript is spliced from 3 exons. Gene Ontology annotation, biological process: regulation of transcription by RNA polymerase II; eye development. NCBI's taxonomy places the organism in Eukaryota, Metazoa, Chordata, Actinopteri, Carangiformes, Carangidae. The coding region runs from base 1 to 783 and encodes 260 amino acids. Gene Ontology annotation, cellular component: transcription regulator complex; nucleus. The record is from RefSeq and is a predicted model, not a curated record.